UCUGAAUCAAAUGACUGUCAUAAAAAAGAAAAGUGGCCUCUGAAAAAACCUAUUCUGUUCCUGCAUUUCGUGCUAAAUUAUUCUGAAAUUAUAGUUAAAUCUUAACUCAAUUCUUUAAAUCAACCACAAACAGUAAGAAAAAACGUUCUGUCUGUCGUAAUUUUCCGUAUGUCUGCGCUGCCAUUUUCCAGAGCCAUGACUCGAAACUUUUCUUAGGAGCACACUGUACGAACAUACACCGCAGUACUACCAAUUCUCUAAACGCUGGGAGGUGUAUAGCUUUAGAGCAAGUUAACAGAAAGUUUGCCCAAAAUGAAUGAAAAGCAGAUCGAGGACUUUCAGAGCGCUCUGAACGUGCUCGCGCUCCAGAACCAAUUUGAGAUGAGGCCGCCACGGAACGAGCCCAAAGUCUAUCCGGUGAAUGGGAUCGUGCAGCCGGCGGCGAUGCCGCCCCCCAAUCGCAAGGGAAGGUUCACCAAUCUGUUGCUGAAACUGAGGACCGUGGUGAAUGUGAUGUUGCGCGACAAGUCCUCGCUGCACUUUCGCCAUCCCGUGAAUGCCGUGAGGCUGGGCAUCAAGGAAUACCACACGAUAAUCCAUAGUCCCAUGGAUUUGAAUACCAUCAAGAAGCGACUGGAAUACUCAUACUACUGGGGUGGGGCAGAUCUGCUGGAAGACAUGAGAUUGAUUUUCGAAAACUGCCGCAUCUUCAACAGUCCGGAUUCGCCCGUCUUCCAGAGCGCUGUCACUCUAUGCGAACUUUUCUGGCUACGCAUGGAGAAGCUUCAACCGGAAUUGCACAACGAGAUUAAGGUGGAGGCCAAGCCCAAGCGCCAGCGUAAGACAGCAAGUCCAAUGCGCCCUGCGCCGAAGCCACAGCGACAGCCAAAGGCUCCUGUUAAGAAGGAGCCCGAGGAAAAGGGCCAGCGCAAGGCAGCCAUUCCAACGCCUGCGUUCCAGGCCAAUCAAUAUCCGGAUCGGUCCCAGUGGACACAGAUCAGGCCCGUCCCCACGACCCGUCGUGGUCGUGGCCGCCCUCCAGGUCCACGAGCUCAAGCUAAAAAGUAUGCUACUAGCUCGGAGACAUUGGUCUCGCUUCCGUACCAAAACGUCGUUAAAAAUUACGGCAUUCAAGUGAAAAUCGAAUCGGAGUCCGAAAUCGCCGAGCCACAGGGGUCAGAGGUUGACCUGAUUCCAUUAGAUCGCGAGAUCGAGCGCACUCACAGCAAGACGUUGCUGACGUUUUUGCGUGGGAGGCGUGACGCUUGGCCAUUCAACAACGCGAAGUAUUGGGAGAAGUUUGGUGAAAAUUCGGAAUAUGACCACGAUGAAGAGACUCUGGAUUGGGGUAUAUUGGAGACGCUGUUGGCGGGGCGCCAGUUUGAGGGCUGGGACUGGUUCCUGACCAAGAUACACCGGAUGCUGCACAACGCUAUGAGCUGCUUCGCCCUCAACCCGUCGGUCCGCACAUCGACACAAAGGAUCCACGCAACUGUCGAGAGAAUGAUACCGCAAUUUGUGGAACGCAUAGCGGACGCAAAAGAGAGGGCCCGUGAUGCGGUUCGCUUGAAACUUGAGGCCAUGACACCGGCCCAGAGAGAUGACCUCUUUAAAUAACUUAGCUACGCUUUAAUUGUUCAUUGAAUUUAAUUAACAAAUCCCUCUUAUUGGCCAGUUGACAGAUAUUUGAAUAACGUUCCAAAAGCGCCAUCUCGCGUGUUUGCUGCGAACUAAAUCAUGCCACCUAUCGAUAUCUUCAAAAUACAAUAUCUAUGUUUGCCAUUUAU
Drosophila obscura is the source of this 1787-nucleotide messenger RNA. It is a transcript of the gene tbrd-1, whose product is annotated as bromodomain-containing protein 3. Gene Ontology annotation, biological process: regulation of DNA-templated transcription; chromatin remodeling. The record is from RefSeq and is a predicted model, not a curated record. Bases 313 to 1617 code for a protein of 434 amino acids. Gene Ontology annotation, cellular component: chromatin; nucleus. The transcript is spliced from 3 exons. NCBI's taxonomy places the organism in Eukaryota, Metazoa, Arthropoda, Insecta, Diptera, Drosophilidae.